GGAAGAGAGAACAGGCCUGCCUUCCCCCAGUAGUCAACGGCACGCACUCUGUAAAAGCCGGAGACUGAGCUUCCUGCAAAUGAAAAGGUCAUGUGGGGACAGGUUCAACAAAGAAGCAGAACAAGAAGCACACAGGCUGACUGAAAACCCUCUGCUUUACUCAGGAAGCAGCAACACUUACUUUAAAGAAAGCUGUGAUCCUGAGGUACUGUGCUACUGGGUGCUGAAAAAGCUGUUGUGGAACUACUGCAGCUACUUUGUGCCUUUGGAACACAUAAAUGAAGUAAACACUGGGAAAAUGGAAAGACCACUUGAGGCUACCAGAAUGGAAAACACUUCACCCUGCUUUCUCAUGGAAAGAAAGACUCAUGUCAAGACUAACUGGAAAGAAGUCAUGCUAGCUAAGAUGAGAAAGAGCUGCACCUGCACACCACAGAAGCUGAAGAACUUUCUUAUGGACUUCUUUCCCGUUUUACGGUGGCUUCCCAAGUACCGAUGCAAAGAAUACAUUUGGGGGGAUGUUAUGUCUGGGUUAGUGAUUGGGAUCAUUUUGGUGCCUCAAGCAAUUGCAUAUUCACUGUUGGCAGGUCUGAAGCCCAUUUAUAGCCUCUACACAUCAUUCUUUGCCAACAUCAUCUAUUUCUUAAUGGGCACAUCCCGUCAUGUCUCAGUUGGCAUUUUCAGCUUGAUAAGCUUAAUGGUGGGACAAGUUGUGGACCGAGAACUUCUCUUGGCUGGAUUUGACUUGAAUGAUGAUGCCUCACCAGCCUCGGGUGAUGGCUCACUGCAGAAUGACAAUCUGUCCAACACAACUGCCUUCAACCUUACCAUUGUGGGGAUAAAUGCCGAGUGUGGGAAAGAGUGCUACGCUAUUGGCAUUGCUACAGCCUUGACAUUCAUGGCUGGAGUGUAUCAGGUUCUAAUGGGGAUCUUCCGUCUGGGUUUCGUAUCUAUGUACCUAUCUGAGUCCGUACUAGAUGGCUUUGCAACUGGUGCUUCCUUAACCAUUUUAACAGCUCAAGUGAAGUAUCUGAUUGGAAUAAAAAUUCCACGUAGCCAAGGGCACGGGAUGCUUGUUAUUACUUGGAUUAACAUUUUCCGGAACAUUUCUCAGGCUAACCUUUGUGAUGUCAUCACAAGUGCCAUUUGUAUUGUAGUGCUGGUCACUGCUAAGGAACUCGGAGAUAGGUAUAAGCAUAAACUGAAAUUUCCUCUUCCCACAGAGCUGGUAGUUAUUGUUGUGGCAACAUUAGUGUCACACUAUGGUAAGCUAAAUGAAGUGUAUGCAUCCAGUGUUUCUGGAGCUAUUCCAACAGGAUUUAUCCCUCCAAAGGUACCAGAGUUCAACUUAAUGCUCCGAGUUGCUCUAGAUGCUUUGCCUCUUGCCAUAGUCAGUUUUGUCUUCACUGUAUCCCUUUCUGAAAUGUUUGCAAAGAAAUAUGCUUACACCAUCCGAGCCAAUCAGGAAAUGUUUGCUGUGGGGUUCUGCAACAUCAUUCCUUCUUUCUUCCACUCUUUUGCAACCAGUGCAGCUCUGGCAAAAACACUCGUCAAAACAUCUACAGGCUGCCAGACUCAAAUCUCUGGAGUAAUUAGUGCAAUGGUGGUUUUGUUGGUGCUGCUCUUCCUGGCACCUCUCUUCUACUCCUUGCAGAAGUGUGUCCUGGCUUGUAUUAUCAUUGUCAGCCUUCGGGGAGCCCUGAGGAAGUUCCGAGAUGUGCCAGCACGGUACCAUGUGAAUAAGGUGGACACACUUGUUUGGGUAGUUACCAUGUCUGCCUCUGCCUUGGUCAGCACAGAAAUAGGGCUGUUGGUUGGCAUUGUUUUCUCCAUGUUAUGCAUCAUUGUUCGGACCCAGCGGCCACGGACAGCCCUUCUUGCUCAGAUCCAAGACACAAGCUUUUAUGAGGAUGAUUUAGAAUAUGAAAAUCUCUCUACUGUUCCAAAGGUCAAAAUAUUUCGGUUUGAGGCCCCACUUUACUAUGCAAAUAGAAAUUACUUCCUGAAGUCUCUAUACAGAUUGACCAAUUUAGAUCCUAACCUAGAAGCUGCUAGGAGGAAGAAAUAUGAGAAGAAAGAAAAGCAGCAUCUGAAAAAGGGAAAUCACGGAACUCCUAAUGGACUGGGCAUCGGAGAAACCACUUUGCAACUAGUUCCUAAGCAAAUUGAGUUCCAAGCCCUUGUUGUAGAUUGCUCUUCCAUCUCAUUUUUGGACACCACUGGAGUUAAUACUUUAAAGGAAAUCCUGAAAGACUACAAGAAUUUAAACAUUUCUGUUCUCUUGGCUUGCUGCAAUCCCUCAGUGAUAGACUCUCUGAAAAGGGGAGGUUACUUUGGAAAGGAUUUUGGAUGUAUGCAGGAAAUGGUAUUCUACAGUAUACAUAAUGCUGUGCUGUUUGCAAAAGACCAAAAGCUUCCAGCAGAUUGUUCAGUUUAACCCUGUGUCUUCUGGGAUGAUUCACUACAAAGUGACAGAUGGAGAGGGGUAGUUUGCAACAAGUAAAUUAUCAGACACACUGUUGGCUUUGUAAAGUCAUUCCCCACAAAGUGUUCCACUUUAUAUCAUAUGCCACAAAGAGCAGCCACUGGGGAGGCAGCCCAGGACACGCAUGGAAAGGUUAGAUUCCCACCUUCACUUUAAAAUGCAGGCAAAGGCAGUUUGGAUUAACUUGUCCACGAUACCAUGAUCAUUUGUGACCCAGCAUGGAUGUCAGGGAAUUGUUGUGGUGGAAGGCCUGCUCUCCCAGUUGCUCUCCCAAUGAUUUAAUGGCUGGUUUGUAUUAAGAAGGCCACUUCCAUCAAGAUGCAAUCAAUAUGGCAUUCUGGACACAUAAUGGUUUAAACUGUGGCUUGCAAGGCCCUGCCCCUUCCAAUCAUUCUAGGUGUACACCUAAACAAGUCCCCACUGUUAGCAUAAAAAUAAAAUGUAUAAAAUACUGUGGAAUGUUGAAUAUCUCUCCUCCUUGAUCACACAAGCCUAACAGCGUAACCUGCCACAGGAGAAGAAAACAUGAUCCAUUUCAGGUUCCUCUCAAAAUUACCAUUUCCAAAAAUUUCUGGCUUUGGAGUCACAGGACUCAUCUGUUCUACUGGAUUAAAUCUGUCAUAAUUAGUUACUGUAAUACCCCUAAUUAUGCUGGAAUAAAUAUGACUCUGAUGCACAACUUUUUAACUAGUAAAAGGAUAAACAGGAUUAAGAAAAAUGAAUGGCUUCAACUGGCAGCUACCUAGCUAGUUGUACCACCCUGUAAAGUAAGUUGCCUCUGGUGGGCAGAUGCAACUCUAAUUCAGGGAUACAUAAGGACCAUCAAACAUAAAACCUCAGAGCUGUGUUGCAGCACAUCACUAUCUUCCUACAAAUGCCUGCCUGGGUUCAAAGAAAAACAAGAGAAAAUAAGGGUAGGGUGGGAAGGUAAAUCUGUGAGUUUUCUUUAAGGGGAUUGAUAGAUCAGUCAGAACUGCCUGGCUGGUCUUCUCUGAUGCAAUGCUAAUAAAGUAUUACAAGUAACAUACAUGGGUCAAGUAAAUGGAGCAAUGCUUCGUAACUUGUGUAUCCCUCCAUGCUGAAAAACUUUCACCACUGAUUGUACAUACUACAGAUGUUGUGUGGAUUUUGUUUGUUUGGCAUAUUUUUCCUAUCAUAUUAAUCUUUGAUUUGAGGUCUACUAGACUGUAUUUUCUGGGACUGGUUACUUUCUAUAAUAAUUUGCAUUAACUGCUGUUCAUUAUGCUUUAUGUCAUCAAUUGUAUUGCUGUAUAUGCAUAUCUCUCUUCACAAAUAAGAAUAUACUUGGGUUUUGACUGUAAUGCAGUAUUCACUGUUCUGGCCCAUGGCAUGGGCAGAAUGUUCUGUUUCAUACUCAAGUUUAUAAUUACCUGCACAGAAGGUAAGACAGCUGUGCUCGCUCUCUCUCCUUUUUCAUGUCAGGUUCAGACAUAACCAAGCAUGGAAGGAAAUUCUAUCACAGCUGUAUCUCACAACUAACAGACUCUAGAAACAUGUUCCAUAUAUGUAGAAGCCAUUUCUUGUCCCAUUAAAAAAAAAAAAAAAA
Molecule: messenger RNA, 4052 nt
Organism: Cyanistes caeruleus (blue tit)
Lineage: Eukaryota; Metazoa; Chordata; Aves; Passeriformes; Paridae
Source: RefSeq, a predicted model, not a curated record